AUGGUACUAUUAGUGUCAGAAGAUGACUCAAGAGAAAGUGAUGCUGAGUGCGUUUUGAGUCCAGCCCAGGUUCGCGUGAAUGGUCUCCACCCCAUACGCGUCUUCCAGCUCCUGCAUUUCAGCGUGCAUCCCUUUGCAUUUCGAGCCAGCCCAGCACUUGGCGUGAGUGGGUUUGCCCGUGUGAGCUGCUCGAUCCAGCCCAGGUUCUUCCAGGAUGCGGAUUCUUGCCAUCACACUGCACAGCAUCGAAGCCACGCAGCGUUGCACGUCUCCCUGGUCUGCGUUUUGCGUCCUGAAGGUGCUGCAGCAAGUUGGGGUGGAGACCAUUCACGCAAACCUAGGCUGGACUCAAAACGCACGGGCAAAUAUGUUGGUACCUUGAUCACUAGUCUUUUCAGCUUGAUUUCCGAAGCCCUUGGGUUGGAGAAAGAUUUCUCGCAAAAAAGACUGGGGGACCCGCCAGAACUAAGAACACAAGCUAAUUAUUAUCCACCAUGUCCGAACCCUGAUCUGACAUUGGGUCUGGCUAUUCACACUGAUCUCCCAGCGCUCACGGUGCUCCAACAAUCAGCAGAAGUGACUGGCCUCCAAGUCUUAAAAGAUGGGGAAUGGGUAGCAGUUGACCCCAUUCCAAAUGCAUUUGUCAUCAAUCUGGGUGAUCAGAUGCAGUUUGGACUUUGGGGUAUAUCGAUAUUCAAUUAUGGUUAA
Molecule: messenger RNA, 708 nt
Organism: Juglans regia (Persian walnut)
Lineage: Eukaryota; Viridiplantae; Streptophyta; Magnoliopsida; Fagales; Juglandaceae
Product: 1-aminocyclopropane-1-carboxylate oxidase homolog 4-like
Exons: 4
Coding region: 1-708 (235 amino acids)
Source: RefSeq, a predicted model, not a curated record